Pelobates fuscus (common spadefoot toad) is the source of this 1601-nucleotide messenger RNA. RefSeq names its product RNA binding motif protein 45 (gene RBM45). The record is from RefSeq and is a predicted model, not a curated record. The coding region runs from base 78 to 1496 and encodes 472 amino acids. Lineage: Eukaryota; Metazoa; Chordata; Amphibia; Anura; Pelobatidae. The transcript is spliced from 10 exons. Gene Ontology annotation, molecular function: RNA binding.
AUACUCAACGGCGGAAGUGGCCAUUGCAUGCUCAGUCAUUUUCACGCCUUUUGUUUAAUCCUCACCAGAGUCCGGACAUGGAAGACAGCAGCGGGUUCCGUCCCUCAGCCGGGAACUUGGAUGAUCCUCCCAACAGCCGCGUGUUCCUGGUGGUGAGCAAGACGGUGACCGAGGACACGAUCCGGGACAGGUUCUCUGAAUUCGGCGACAUCCAGGACAUCUGGGUGGUGAAGGAUAAACAGACCAAGGAGUCCAAGGGCAUCGCCUUCGUCAAAUACGCCAAGUCCUCCCAGGCCUGCCGGGCUAUGGAGGAGAUGCACGGCCGGUGCCUCAAUGAGAGCACUAAGCCCAUCAAGGUGUUUAUUGCUCAAUCACGAGGUUCUUCAAAUCAUCAGGAUGUGGAAGACGAAGAGCUAACUAGGAUCUUUGUAAUGAUCCCUAAAUCAUACACAGAAGAUGAUGUUAAAGAGAAAUUCAGGCCUUACGGACAGAUUGAGUAUUGCUCAAUUAUUAAAAACAAAACUACAGGAGAAAGUAAAGGAUUGGGAUAUGUAAGGUUCCUCAAACCCUCCCAAGCUGCCAUUGCAAUAGAAAAUUGCGACCGAAGUUAUAAAGCAAUCCUGGCUGAGCCUAAAAACAAGGGAUCAUCUGCAGAACCGGCAGAGUACCAUGCCACUCCAAGGCAGCCAGAGCCAUUAAUUCAUGACCACGCUUCUUCAUUGUAUUAUGAACAAUACGAUUACUCCGCCUAUGAGAAGAUUGCAGACCCGCGAACUCAGGAAGUGGUGUCAAAGCGUCUGACUGUUGUUUCCAGAGUUCCUUUGGUUCAAGAGCAGGUCUACGGUUUAUUUGAUCUUAUUCCAGGACUUGAAUUUUGUGAGGUUCAGCGAGAUCUGUACUCUAGCUUUGGUCAUGUUGUGGUUCAGUAUCAAAAUGUUUCAUCUGCCAUAUAUGCUAAAUACAAGCUGCAUGGUUUUGAAUACCCACCUGGAAAUCGACUUGGUGUCACUUACUUAAGUGAUGGUUCAGAUAACACAGACUUGCUUAGAAAAAUGGCCUCACAAAUGGUAGCUGCUCAGGUAAAGUCUCUGGUGUGGAAUUCCCAAGUUACACCACAAUAUCCUGCAGCAUCACAGGCAUUUGAGCGGGCAUAUGCAUCCCCUGUCGCAUCUCAGCUCCAGACAGAUGCUUCCCUUCCACCCCUCAAAAAGAAAGCUCCAGGUGAUGCACAAACUAAGGAAAGACUUUUUGUAGUAUUCAACCCUCACCCACUGAGCUUGGAUAUUAUGGAAGAUGUGUUCUGUCGGUUUGGAAAUCUUAUCGAGGUGUACAUUGUGCCGGGUAAAAAUGUUGGCUACGUUAAAUACGCUGAUGUAUCCAGCGCAAAUGAAGCUAUUAUUUCCUUACAUGGAAAAAUGGUAAAUUACGUGAAGCUGAAAGUGAUGCAGGCUGAGUCUCCUCGAGACGAGUCCAAUAAGAGACAGAGAACUUACUGACUUAAUUCUAUUCCGAACAGAGACUAAGUUAUGACAUGACCCUCAGCUGACUGACUGAAACGUGACUGGAGACAGCUUAUAUGUAAUUUAGUUUAAAAAAAAAAA